Molecule: messenger RNA, 3706 nt
Organism: Morone saxatilis (striped sea-bass)
Lineage: Eukaryota; Metazoa; Chordata; Actinopteri; Moronidae
Gene: rab5b
Product: RAB5B, member RAS oncogene family
Exons: 6
Coding region: 284-934 (216 amino acids)
Molecular function (GO): GTPase activity; GTP binding
Source: RefSeq, a predicted model, not a curated record
AAUGCGGUUACACGAUUGACAAUGCGACACUCAGUGCGCCUGCGCCGAUUUACAGGAAGUGUUAACAUUUUCUUUAACCAGCUGAUAGCCAAAUUGUCAACAGUUAAGCCUGCGAUACGUGCGCCGCUGAAACGACAGUACACACGACAAAACAAGGUGUGAAGAGAGGUCAAGAAGACACCACCGCCGAGGCUCGACCACACUCCGUUUGGAACGCAGUGCAAGAGUGCUCCACCCCAGGGAGGAGGCCCCAGCCCCCCUGCCGUCUCCUACGCGGGCCGCCAUGAGCUCCAGAGGGAGUGGAGGCCGCUCCAACGGCACACUUCCACAGACCAAGAUCUGCCAGUUCAAGCUGGUGCUGCUGGGCGACAUGGCCGUGGGCAAGUCCAGCCUGGUGCUGCGUUUCGUCAAGGGACAGUUUGAUGAGUUCCAGGAGACAACCAUAGGAGCUGCUUUCCUGGCUCAGUCGGUGUGUUUAGAUGAUACCACAGUGAAGUUUGAGAUCUGGGACACUGCAGGACAAGAGCGGUACCACAGCCUGGCUCCCAUGUACUAUCGUGGCGCUCAGGCUGCUAUCGUUGUCUUUGACAUCACCAAGCCGGAGACCUUUGAGAGAGCCAAGGCCUGGGUGAAGGAGCUGCAGAGGCAGGCCAGUCCUAACAUUGUUAUUGCCCUGGCCGGGAACAAGGCUGACCUGGCAGAGAGGAGACUAGUAGAAUAUGAGGAAGCCCAGACAUACGCUGAAGAUACUGGCCUGCUCUUUAUGGAGACCUCGGCCAAGACAGCCAUGAACGUCAAUGAGCUCUUCCUGGCCAUUGCAAAAAAGAUGCCAAAAACAGACACCCAAAACCCUACACAUGCAGCGCGACAUCGGGGAGUCAACCUCCAGGACCCUGAUGCCCACUCUACCAGAGCCUGCUGUGGUGGCAACUAGACCCCACUACUCCCACCAGUAUUCCACCAUCCACACCAACACAGCCCUUCAGCCAUCCUGUCUCCUUCAACCAACUUACAGGGGUGGGCCUGGUGCGGGGAAACCCAGCAUCCACUCACCCCCUUCCCCUCCAUUCAUCCUCCUGUCCAAGCAGACAGAAAAUCAAAGGAGAGAAUUAGAGGAAAGGAAGAGCCAGCAGAGAUGGAGGAGAAAGACGCAGUGUUUCACAUCUGUGUCUCUUGACCACCAACUGAGAUUCUGCAUUUGGAAAUGACCAGGGGGAGGUAUAGUGAGGACUUGAGAGGAGGAGAAUAAAGAAUGUGGAAGACAGUGGCAAGCCUGUUGUAGUAUUUAGUACUAAUUGUAAACUUUCGUUUUCAUUCUUGCAUCAUUUCAGUCGCAGCCCUGAUUGCGUAAAAAUGCACAAAAUGAGCAGCACACGCUGGCGAGCAGCCACGAAAGGAAAGGAGAAAAAAGGGUCAACACAUAAAAGCCAAAUGGUUAGGGCUGCGCUUGCUUGCUUUGCCUCCUCCUAGUCCAGAAUCAAUCAAAUCCUGCUGUGAAUAAUGCCACAUACUGUCCCACUGGAAUGAUCCCAUUAUUCCUAACCUGACCUUCCCUGGUGUCACUGGCACUAUUCAAACCCACAUCAGAUAAGCAGAGGCACAGUUUGCCCAACAUAAGUCAAUUUGUACGUAUUUAUUGUCCAGUAUUUUGACUUCUCUUGACUGCUGGUAGUGAUGCUCUAGUGUCUGCUUCCACUCACAUUACUCCUCUCCUUCUGUCCAGAUAGAAACUCAGUGUGUGAGGCCAAGUUCUGAUUCACUGAAAUUGUUUCUUUACAAGAUUGAUGAUUUUCCGUUGUGUUUCUCAUACAUACAUUUGGUCCUGCAGACUUGUUUAAGCGUGUUAAAGUGCAGUGUUCCUUUUUGGUUCCCAAUGCCUUGCUUGAGUGCUUGUAAGGAAAAUGUGAAGCACCACAGGCUGUAACACAAACUGCAACAAUAUAGACUUGAUAUGGAGUGUAUGUUGGCACAUGACUUUAACAUUGCUGUGUAUGAGCAGGAAACUGGUAACUCUAACUAAUUACAUGCCUGUAGCAGAAAAUAUAACCCUCAAACCCAAAGAAAGUAGUAUUGCAUCAGAUACAAGACUUAUAAAGACCAUGUUUUGAAUAAAUAGCUAAAUCCCAUUUUUCAAUGAUCACCGUGAGUGAUGGGGCUAAUUGACCCUUCCAAAGUCCUGCCCCUUUUCACCCUGUGCUCCAGCUAACAGUUGAGCAAGCCUCAGUCAACUUUCUCCCUUCUAUAUGCUCUUUGAGUGGGUUGGUCCUCAGCAAGAGGAGGAUGUUGGAACAACAAGGGAAGAUACAGGCUUGGCCCUUUGAUUGAUAGUAAUUUAUUAGUGAUCCUAGUUUAAUCCUUGAUUGACUAUGAAGACAAACUGAAAAAGGCACUCAGACUGGGAUUCCUUAAGAAAAAAUCUUGGUAUCUGUGGUCUAAUGUGCAUCUAUUGUGGGGGUCUUUGAGAACCUCUGUGCUAGGCUCGCCUAUGUUGAAAAGACACCCACAUUUGGAAGAUAGUUAAAAGGAGAAAAUUGACAGACUUGCUCAACCGUUAUUGGAGCACAAAGCAAAAAGGGGCUUUGCUAAGGAACUUAAGAGGGGUCAACUGUAAUAAAAGGAAAAUUCGGCCCAUCUAUAGCUCUGCCCAGAUGAAAUGAUUGGCGUCUGAUAAAUGUUAUAUUGGGGGGUGAUUAGUUAUAAACCUGUACCACGCCAUGUAGGACAGCAUCUGCCCAUCUUGUGUUUAAUGUGCCCCUCAUCUGUCCCCUUAAGUUGUUGCUGAACAUGAAAUCAGUAAUCUUAAAUGGUUUUACUCAUUCAUUUAACUGAAUAUGAUGCUCUUAAAACAGAGUUGCGUGCUUUGUUGCUGCCAAGGCUUAGCUGAACAAAAUGAGUAAGGGAUUGAUGAAAACACACAAAAACAAAACAAAAACAGAAGUGCCUAUUCCCAGUUUUCUUUUUUUGUGAAUCCUGUUUGGGGCUUUUCUUUAAGUGUGUGCUUCGUAGGUAAAGUGCAGGAGAACCAUUUCCCUGACAUUGGCUUGUACUUUAAACCAAUAACUGGGCACCCUGUCAUUAGGCUAUACUGUAUUGGCUCUUUGUAUGGAUGUAAAGAGAUCUUCUGAAUACACUGUAUGUUGUAUAUUGUCUUACUUUUAAUGGAAGUGUAUGUUGAUUUUAGCAGAGCACACUGGAAUGGAACGUUUAAAGGACUCUAAUCGAUGUUAUAAAUCUGUUUGAUUUAAACAAAUAUUGGUGUCCAGAAAAAAUCUUUGCUUCAUUUUCAGAUACACGACCACGUAUAUUUAAAGGCACUAUCAGUGAAAUGAGCAUUUUGGCUAACUUCCUGUCUGCUCUCCAGUUAGCAGUCCCCUCCCUCCUCCUAACGUCACCACACUGAUAUUCUGCUGCCUUCUGCUGGAGUUCUCUCUCCUGAUUGGAAAAAGUUGGGAACAGGAUACCGGGAAGUGUAUUCUCUGGUUUACUGCAGGAAGGAGAGGGACUGGGAGACAUGUUACUGACUGAUCUCUUAUAAUCAAUGUAGAGCUAUUUAAACUUAUUCUAACAAAACAAAUAGCACUUAAAGCAACUAAGGUAGUAAGAUCUUUUGAUAAAAAUAUGGUGAACUAAUUAAGGGUCUAAAAAAAAAUAAGAGGCAUUUGAAGAACAAUACCAUUUUCAAUUAGUAUUCAAAUACAAGCUAAAA